CAGUCACACUUCACUGAGCCCCUCUCUCACCAUCUCUUCUCUCUCAUUCUCAUGGCGUCGCCGCUCUAUCUACUCCUCCUUUUCAUCGCCUUCGCCGUUGCCGCCGCCGAGGGCGGCGCCACCGUGUGCAACCCCGCCGAUAGGGCGGCGUUGAUGUCUAUCCGAGACGCGCUCACAGAGCCCUAUCUCGGCAUCUUCGCUUCCUGGACCGGCGACAACUGCUGCAAUCGCUGGUACGGCGUCAGCUGCGACCCCACCACCGGCCGCGUCGCCGACCUCUCACUCCGCGGCGAGUCCGAAGACCCUCUCCUCACCCGCUCCGGCCGCUCCGGCCUCAUGUCCGGCCGGAUCUCCCCAUCCGUUUGCCUCCUCACCCAUCUCUCAACCCUAAUCUUCGCCGAUUGGAAACAGAUCUCUGGCCCUAUCCCUUCCUGCAUCCCCUCCUCUCUCCCCUCCCUCCGCGUUCUCGAUCUCGUCGGCAACCGUCUCUCCGGCCCGAUCCCCUCCGACAUCGGCCACCUCUCCCGUCUCACCGUCCUCAAUGUUGCCGAUAACCAGAUCUCAGGUCAGAUCCCCUCUUCUCUCCCCUCCCUUUCAUCUCUAAUGCAUCUCGAUCUCUCGGCCAACAAGAUCUCCGGCUCGAUCCCCCAAAACUUCGGCAAUCUCCGCAUGCUCAGCCGUGCUCUCCUCUCCCGCAACACCCUCUCCGGCUCAAUCCCCUCAUCGAUCGGCUCCAUGCCCCGUCUCGCCGACCUCGAUCUCUCCAACAACCAGCUCUCUGGUCCCAUCCCUUCCACCCUCGGCUCCGUUCCCGUUCUCUCCUCCCUCUACCUCGACGUCAACCACCUCUCCGGCCCCAUUCCCGCAGCCAUGCUCUCCAGCCACGGCCUCGGAAUCCUCAACCUCAGCCGCAACGCCAUCUCCGGCGAGAUCCCCGACGUCUUCGGCGAUCGCUCAUACUUCACCGCCCUAGAUUUGUCGUUUAAUGAUCUCAAAGGUCACGUGCCUCGCACGCUCUCCUCUGCUGCUUACGUGGGUCAUCUGGAUCUCAGCCACAACCAUCUCUGCGGCCCGAUCCCUAACGGAUCACCGUUCGAUCAUCUCGAAGCCACCUCGUUUGCUGCCAACGAUUGCCUCUGCGGCUCCCCACUCCCCGCCUGCCACUGAUCCUCGCCUUCCGAUUUCCUAAUCGGACGGUUGUCAGGCUUUAUACUGUGUAUGUUGUUUUGUUGUGGUGUUAAGAGGUUUGCAUGCACGACGUGAAGAUCACGUGAGGGUAUAGAGAGGGGUUGUUAAAGUUAAUUACAUACAUUUUUAUUAGUUUCUGAAUUAAUUAUUUAA
Dioscorea cayenensis subsp. rotundata (Guinea yam) is the source of this 1341-nucleotide messenger RNA. RefSeq names its product DNA damage-repair/toleration protein DRT100-like. Bases 52 to 1167 code for a protein of 371 amino acids. Gene Ontology annotation, molecular function: protein binding. The record is from RefSeq and is a predicted model, not a curated record. The transcript has a single exon. NCBI's taxonomy places the organism in Eukaryota, Viridiplantae, Streptophyta, Magnoliopsida, Dioscoreales, Dioscoreaceae.